AUGUUUGAUAAACUAAUAUCUCAAAAUUAUUUACUUCUUAUACUUAAUAUUGAUUCAACACAACCAUCACCAUUAAUUAAUACAAAUUUAUUAAAUAUCCGUAAUGUUUAUUCAUCAUUUAUAACAAUAAAUCGUGAAGCACAUGUAUGGUAUCAAGAAGUAUAUCAUACUCUUGAAAAAAUUCAAUUUGGUGGUUCACUUGGUACAAAUGGUCUUUUAAUAAAAGGUUCAAAAAAAUGUUUAAAUAUAAUAAAACGUAUUUAUUGUCAACGUUUAUUACAAGCACCAUAUGGUUUUAUUAUUUCGGAUCUUGUUGAAUUGAGUAAUAUUCAUGUGAAACGACAAGAACGUGAUCCUCUUAUAUCAUUACCUAAUGUAUUAUGUUUGAUAAUCAAUGAUAUUAAUCGACGUAGUGGUGGUUAUGGUGCAUCUAUGGAUGAAAUAAAAACAACAUUAAAAUUACAAUAUCCUGAAUUUCCAUUACCUACUGAUGAUAUUCUUUAUAGUACAAUUGGUACAUUAAUUCAAGAUAAAAUUUUACUACUUAAAAAUGGUGGCUAUACAACAUUACCUUGUGAACAAGCAAAACAAAUUAAAACACAAUUUAUAACAAAAGAUCAUAAACUUUAUUCAAAUGAACCUAAAUCAAUAUUUUCACGUUUAAUACACGGUUUUCGCCGUCGUGAUCAAAAUUUACCACCACCAUUUACUUUCAAUGCUCAAUUAUUAUCUUCACCUAAUUCGAAUCCUUAUUAUCAAGCACCACGUAUUGUUACUGAUUAUGGUAUGAUUGAAUCUAAUGCACAAUUUCGUGCAUCAUCACGUUCACAUCCUCAUACACUACGUCGUGCAUCAUUACGUACACAUUCAACCGAUACUCGACAACAACAACAACAACAACAACAAAUUCUUCCAACACCAUCAUCAUCAUCAUCAACAACACAAAUGCGUCGUCCUCGACCACGUUCAUUUAGUUUUGAUGAACAAUUAUCAAUAAUUGAUGAUGAUGAUGAAUCAAUUGUACAUGAUAUGCCAUUUAGUGUUGCACCAGUUCGUCCAUUUCAACAACAACAACAAAUUCAAUCACAACAUCGUCGUUUGAAUACAUCAAAAGUUAGUUCACGUUGUCGUACUCGUCGUCGUCAUCGUUCAAGAUCAUUAACAAAACGAACAAAUAAUCGACCAACAACGUCACAACAACAACCACAACAUGAAUGGUUACAUACAACAGAUAAUCAUCAAGAAUCAACAUCAAAUGAAGAAAUUGAAGAUGAUGGUGAUGAUGAAGAUAAUAAUGAUGAAGAAAAUGAAGCACAUUUUUCACCACGUUCAACAUCAACAGCAGCUAAUCGACCACGAAAUCGUAAACCUAUACUUCAUGCAUCUGAUUUUGAUCGUCGUUUAUGUGAAGCAACAACAACAACAACAACAACAAUAAUACGAACAAAUGAACGAGAAAAUUCAUCACCAAUUCAUAUCAAUAAUAUUCAACAUCAUACAAGUCCAGUUUCUCAACCAUCAACUGAACCUGAUGAUAUUAAUUUAGUAGUUUAUAGUAAUAAUAAUAAUGAUUUAUUAAAUACAACAAUAAUAAGUCGUAAAAGUGAAACAAAUAAUUCAUUAAAAAAAAUCACAUGUCAUGAAAAAUUUCUUGCUAUUCGUUAUGGUUCACCUGAUUCGGGUAUUAGUGGAAAAACUUAA
Messenger RNA from Rotaria sordida, 1701 nucleotides. Lineage: Eukaryota; Metazoa; Rotifera; Eurotatoria; Philodinida; Philodinidae. The record is from the annotation of a GenBank genome assembly.